ACCGAACCGGGGGAUGCCGCCCCCUCGGAACCCGCGAGGGGCUCCGCUCCUGCGUCCCCCCGCAGCCUCCGGGCACCCCCGGGAGCGGGAUGGAGCCGGGGGUCCCGGACUGCCCCGGCCGAGGAUUGUGCGCUCCUCCGUGUGCCCCAGCCUGGCCGGAGCAGCUGUGGCUGCCCCUGGAUCCCUGGCAGUGCCCAAGGCCAGGCUGGACAUCGGGGCUUGGGGCACCCUGGGACAGUGGAAGGUGUCCCUGCCCAUGGCAGGGCUGGGAUGGGAUGGGCUUUGUACUCCCUUCCUGCUCAAACCCUUCUGGGAUUCUGUCAAGCCUGCGUAGGACCAGCUCUUACUGGGCUGGCCGCAGCCCAGCUGUGGGAUGAGCUGGAGGGAAGGCUGAGCUGUCCGAGGAGCCGGGUGUGCUCGGAGCAGUGCUGGCAUUGCCUGCACUGGCCACAGGACCUGGAGCCUGGCUCUGCCCCGUCCCCAGCCUGGGCUGCUCCCGAGAGGCUCUUGCUGGCCCUGCCUGCCAGGUGGGUACCCCAACACCCCCAUGUUGCCCCCAGCGAUGGCUGAGGAGCUCAGUGAGCUGCUGAGGGAGUUCGACGAGGUCAUGGAGGACUUUGACCGUGGCCCUGCAAGUCAGUACCAGCAGCACCUGGAGGAGCUGAAGAGGAAAGCGGGACAGAGUGUGUAUGACAGUGGCAUCGAUGAGCUGGAGAGUGCCAGCACGUCCCCAGGAAGCAGCCUCAACUCCAGUGAGGAGCACCUCAACAGCCCAGCUGACACUUAUCCCACUAAAGCAAAGCUUGGAGACACGCAGGAGCUGGAGGAGUUCAUUGCAGACCUGGAUAAAGCCUUGGAAGAGAUGUGAGCUGUGCUGUGGAGUCUGGAGAAGAGCAGCCCCAGCCCUGAGUCUCCCUGAUGCUGCCUCUGCACCCCUGGCUGGGGUGGGGAUGGCUCUGGGGACAGGGACGGGCAGUGGGGACAGAUCUGGCUGCAGGACGAUGGUGACAAGGCCCUGCCAGAGGACAGCCCUGGGUGGGACCUGGCCCUGCCCUGCGUGGGGUCUGGUGGCUCCAAGGGCUCUGGGGGGGAGCUGGGCUGCUGCUGAAACCCCCAGAGUAAUUUUGGGGAAGAUCAACUUGCAGGACAUCAGUGUGACCUCAGUGUCCCCUCCAGGCUGGGAAGCCUGGUUCCUUGGUGGCAUCUGUCACUGCUGACCUUUGCUUUGCAGGGGGAGCCCCAAAUUGGGUCCCUCUCUGCCCCCCAAGUGCCUUUGCCUCAGCUGCUGCUGUAAAUACUGUAAAAAAUAUGUUUUGUGCUGUACAUAUGGUUCUGUGAACAGGAUUUUAAACCUC
Messenger RNA from Agelaius phoeniceus (red-winged blackbird), 1355 nucleotides. The record is from RefSeq and is a predicted model, not a curated record. NCBI's taxonomy places the organism in Eukaryota, Metazoa, Chordata, Aves, Passeriformes, Icteridae.